UGAACACACAACCUUCAAAUUAUUACUCUUUUUUCCACACCACCAUGACCAAUGAGUGCGAAUCCCACGAAGACCAAAACCGCCAACUCAUCCGCUACAUAUUGUACGGAAUCCUCGCCUUAAUUAUCCUUAUACUCCUCACAAUCUUCCUAACCUGGAUCAUCCUCCGACCAACCAAUCCACGUUUCAUCCUCCAAGACAUAAGGGUCAUCGCCUUCAACCUUACCUCCACCGUAGAACCACCGUCCCUAACCACCAUAACCCUAACAAUUCAAGUCACUCUUUCAUCCUUAAAUCCAAACUCAAAAAUCGGCAUUUACUAUAAUAAACUUGACGCGUACGCUUCCUAUAGAGGACAACAAAUCUCUCUUCCCACUGGACUUCCAGAAACUUAUCAAACUCACGGCGACAUCUCCAUUUGGUCGCCGAUGUUAUACGGAUUGGCUGUCCCGGUUUCGCCUUACUUGUCAGAGAUUCUGCGGCAGGAGCUAACUUCAGGUGGUGUUUUAGUCGACAUUAAAUUCAACGGGAGAGUUAAGUGGAAGGUUGGGACUUGGGUUUCUGGAAGGUACCAUAUUGAUGUGAACUGUCCGGCGUUUAUUCGGGUUACCGGCGAUGAAGGUGGUGACAGGUUUGAAGUUUCUAAUCCGGCGGCUAAGUUUCAGUUAUCACAAAGUUGUGUUGUUGAUGUUUAAGGAAUGUUUAAGCUAAGUAAUUUGGUUUUUUUAUUAUUAGUAGUUAUAUACUUGUUAUUGGUUUUUAGUCUAGUCUUAAUGAUCCUUUUCUAAAAAUGUUCUCUUUUUCUUUUGAAUUGUUA
This is a messenger RNA of Lathyrus oleraceus (garden pea), 817 nucleotides long. Its product is annotated as NDR1/HIN1-like protein 1. Lineage: Eukaryota; Viridiplantae; Streptophyta; Magnoliopsida; Fabales; Fabaceae. The transcript has a single exon. The record is from RefSeq and is a predicted model, not a curated record. Gene Ontology annotation, cellular component: plasma membrane; plasmodesma. Gene Ontology annotation, biological process: defense response to other organism. Bases 45 to 695 code for a protein of 216 amino acids.